CAACCAACUAAUCCUUGUUUCGUCUCUCACAUUCUUCGCUUGCCUUAUUUCAUCCUGCAUUUGAUGUGUAUUUGACUUCCUUUUCUAAUUUUAUUUGAUUUGAUCUUCUAAAAAAAAAGGAAGAAAAAGGCGCUCUAAACCGAAUCAAGCAGAAGUCGAAACCAAGGAAAAACCCCUUCAGCACAGAUCCCAACACUGCCGAUUCAUAUCUAAUAAUAUCCAUCCACCAUCUACCAUACUUGUGAUUGUAUUAAAUUGACCCGAGUCCUACCCCUCCACCCCCUCCUUCACGAUGUCUUCCGCCCAAGAAGAAUUCAAUCAGCUCGUCAGUAGCAACCGCGACAAGUUCUCCUCCCACCCGGAAGAUCGCAACGUCUCCGACCACGAAUCCGACGACGACUCCGACAAAUCCAUCGUCUCCGAGCCCGAAGACUCCAACAUGGCUGCCGGCGGCCCAGCCACCUACCACGUCCCUCGAACAGUCUACGACGCCAACACCGGGCCCAAGGGUGUCAUCGCCGACGCCCAGGCUUUCGAGCGUGCCCGCAAGAGCUCCUUCCGCAACACCUUUCGAUCCAAGGACCACGCGCGUGGCGCGUCCAAGUCCUCCAAGGAUGAUGCGACACUGCUGUACAAUUCGAACCCCCCGCAUGGCUCGGCAAGUGAUGACGACGAGGAUCGCUUCCUACGUCAGUGGCGCGAGGAGCGCAUGCAGGAGCUGCAGGGCCGGAACGGCCGUCGGAACAGUCCCUGGCGGAAAGUUUACGGCUCCGUCGACACCGUCGACGCUGUAGGCUAUCUGGAUGCCAUUGAGAAGGUGCCGUCUGAUGCUGUGGUUGUUGUUUGUCUGAAUGAUCCUGACUCCCACGCGAGCGCACAGGUAGAAGACUGCCUGGAUGUCAUCGCGCGCCGACAGCCCGGCAUCCACUUCGUCAAAAUGCAUUACGAAAUCGCGGAGAUGGACCACAUCAAGGCCCCCGCUUUAUUAGCCUACAGGGACGGUGACGUCUUUGCGACGAUCGUGGAUAUCGCGACCCAGAUUCCCAAGGGCCGGCCUUGUACCGCGGAUACACUGGAAGAUCUCCUCAAAUCGUACCGCGUUCUUUGAAUACACCCCUGUACCAUACAUAUCAUAUCCAUCCAUCCACUCCCUUGAUCUCCCCUCUCCCCACCCAACCCACCGUCCCAGGGACGGUCCCAGCCUGAAGCGCAGCAGGUGGCGCCGGGGUCUCCCAUACCCCCCUCCCUGUCUGCACUGAGAAUCACCCAGUUUGAAAGGCAUCACAGAUUCCCUCGUCUUUGAUUUGGUUGAUUGAUUGAAUCGACACAUGACUUCAUCCGUCCCUACCCCGUGACUGGGUUAUGCGUACGCAUGAGAAUCCGAGGUGUUUUCGUCUUCUUUCACCCCUGUCUAUCUUCUUUUUUUCGUCAUGUUUUAU
Aspergillus candidus is the source of this 1439-nucleotide messenger RNA. RefSeq names its product phosducin family protein. Gene Ontology annotation, biological process: regulation of G protein-coupled receptor signaling pathway. The transcript is spliced from 3 exons. Bases 293 to 1108 code for a protein of 271 amino acids. Lineage: Eukaryota; Fungi; Ascomycota; Eurotiomycetes; Eurotiales; Aspergillaceae. The record is from RefSeq and is a predicted model, not a curated record.